Pezoporus flaviventris is the source of this 20529-nucleotide messenger RNA. It is a transcript of the gene MUC5AC, whose product is annotated as mucin 5AC, oligomeric mucus/gel-forming. Gene Ontology annotation, molecular function: protein binding. The record is from RefSeq and is a predicted model, not a curated record. Lineage: Eukaryota; Metazoa; Chordata; Aves; Psittaciformes; Psittacidae. Gene Ontology annotation, cellular component: extracellular matrix. The coding region runs from base 43 to 19470 and encodes 6475 amino acids. The transcript is spliced from 49 exons.
CAGAGGCAGGUUGUUUGGUAGUUUCUACCGGACUUCCAGAAGAUGGGUACAGGUGGUGGGACACGAAUACCGCUAUGGAUAUCAAUAGUAGCACUUGCCUUCAUACAGAUAAAAGUUCAAGCCCAGGAUGAUGAGCAACAAACAAAAUCAAACUAUGCUUCUCCAUUGAUCCUGCAGCGACAAAAAAAUUUUCCACCAGCUUCAAAAUCCCAAGAAGUGACAAUCAUUCCACCAUUUCAAAACACACUGAGAUUAAAGGCUGGCAACCCUUCUCACAAUGGCCGUGUGUGCAGCACAUGGGGUAACUUCCACUUCAAGACCUUUGAUGGGGACAUCUUUUACUUCCCUGGGGUCUGCAAUUACAUCUUUGCAUCCAACUGCAAAUCUCCCUAUGAGGACUUCAACAUCCAGAUUAGACGUACAACAGUGGAAAAUGCUACCAUGAUCACUCAUGUCCUCAUGAAGCUGGAAGGAGCAGUGAUUGAACUGACCCGCAGCUCUGUCCUUCUUGAUGGCAAACCGGUUCAGAUGCCCUACAGCCAUAUGGGAGUCUUGAUAGAGAGAAGUAAUAGCUAUUUGAAAGUUUCUGCCAAGAUAGGACUGACCUUCCUUUGGAAUGAAGAGGAUGCCCUUCUGGUGGAACUAGAUAAGAAAUAUGCCAAUCAAACUUGUGGACUCUGUGGGGACUUCAAUGGAAUUCCAGUCAGCAAUGAAUUUAUUUUAGAGGAGACAAGGCUGACUCCCAUAGAGUUUGGGAAUAGACAGAAGAUUGAUGGACCCAUAGAACAGUGUGCUGAUCCUGUUCCUUCUGCUGUUCUAAUGAACUGCUCAGCUGAAUUUGCUUCUAUCUGUGAGACAGUAUUAACCAGUACAGCAUUUACAAGCUGUAAUGCACUUGUGAACAUUCAGGACUACAUUGAAACUUGCAUACAAGACUUAUGCCACUGUGAUAGCUCUAUGGCUGACUUCUGCAUGUGCAACACCUUUGCUGAAUACUCCCGGCAAUGUGCUCAUGCAGGUGGACAGCCUCUGAACUGGAGAACCUCAGAACUAUGUCCCAAAUCAUGUCCUUUCAACAUGCAAUACCAGGAGUGUGGGUCCCCCUGCUCUGAUACAUGUAGCAACCCGGAACGAUCUGCACUUUGUGAAGAUCACUGUACAGAUGGCUGCAUCUGUCCUCCAGGAAUGGUAUUUGAUGAUAUUAAUGGUGCUGGCUGCAUUCCCCGUAAAGAAUGUCAUUGUACCUAUGAAGGUGAAUCUUAUGCUCCUGGUGCCUCCUUCUCAUCUAAAUGCAGAUCAUGUACCUGUGCUGGAGGUGAAUGGUCUUGUGUCACCCAAUCAUGCCAUGGAACUUGCAGUAUUGAAGGAGGCUCCCAUAUCUCAACAUUUGAUGAAAAAUAUUAUUCCUUCUUCGGAGACUGUAGUUAUGUCCUAACCAAGCUCUGUAAUGGCAAUGAAUUCACUGUUCUGGGAGAUAUCUACAAGUGUGGCCUGACUGACACUGAGACAUGCCUAAAGGGUGUAACUGUUAGCCUAAGUGGAGGACAAACUAACAUUGUGAUCCAGCCUUCUGGCAGUGUAUUUGUAAACAUGAUCUACACACAGCUGCCAUUCUCUGCAGCAAAUGUCACCAUCUUUAGACCAUCAUCUUUCUUCAUCAUUCUGCAAACAACCUUUGGUCUUCAGCUACAGGUUCAGCUCGUGCCUCUCAUGCAACUUUUUAUAGACUUAGACCCAUCACAUAAAGGGCAGACCUGUGGUCUCUGUGGUAACUUCAAUGACAUGCAGACAGAUGAUUUCAAAAUCACCAGUGGUGUAAUAGAAGGUACUUCAGCUGUCUUUGGCAAUACUUGGAAAACACGGGCCAAUUGUCCUGAUGUCGAAAAUACCUUUGAGGACCCAUGUGCUGUCAGCAUACAAAAUGACCAGUAUGCUCAGCACUGGUGUGGACUGCUCUCCGAUACCAUGGGACCUUUUGCUGAAUGUCACUCAACAGUGAAUCCAGAAGUUUACCAGAAGAACUGCAUGUUUGACACAUGUAACUGUGAGAAGAGUGAGGACUGCAUGUGUGCUGCCCUUUCCAGCUAUGUGAGGGCCUGUGCUGCUAAAGGAGUUCUCCUCACCGGAUGGAGGAGCAAAGCCUGCACAAAAUACACCACCUUGUGUCCGAAAUCCUUGGAGUACACUUACAAUGUUGAUUCCUGUCAACCCACCUGCCGGUCUCUGAGUGAGCCUGAUGUCACAUGCAACAUCAAGUUUAUCCCAGUUGAUGGCUGCACCUGCAUAAAUGGAACCUACAUGGAUGAAAGUGGCAAAUGUGUGCCUACUUCUAGCUGUCCUUGUUACUACAAAGGAAUGCCUCUGUCUACUGGAGAAGUUAUUCACGACAAUGGUGUUGUCUGCACUUGCACCUAUGGAAAGCUGAGCUGUAUUGGUGAGAAACCUGAACCAGUCUGCAUACCUCCCAUGGUCUAUAUUGACUGUGGAAAUGCCACUGCAGAUGUGGUAGGAGCAGGAUGCCAGAAGAGCUGUCAGACAUUAGAUAUGGAAUGUUACAAAACACACUGUGUCUCUGGCUGUGUAUGUCCUCAUAAUCAAGUGUUAGAUGGCAAAGGUGGCUGUAUAGCUCCAGAGGACUGUCCAUGUGUUCACAAUGGGAAUUCCUACACUCCAGGCGAAUCAAUCAGAGUUGGCUGUAACAACUGCACAUGUAGAAACAGAAAAUGGCACUGCUCUGAGGAACCUUGCCUGGAAACCUGUUCUGUUUAUGGAGAUGGGCAUUACACCACCUUUGAUGGCAAACGCUUUGAUUUUGAAGGAGACUGUGAAUAUGUUCUGGUCCAGAACUAUUGUGGUCAACAAGGUAUGAAUCAGGGAACAUUCAGAGUCAUCACUGAGAACAUUCCAUGCGGUACUACUGGAACCACCUGCUCCAAGUCCAUUAAAGUUUUCCUGGGGAACUAUGAGCUGAUACUCAGUGGUGGACACUCUGAUGUUAUCCAGAGGACACCUGGAGGAAAAAUGCCAUUCCAAAUCCGUUCCAUGGGCAUCUACCUGGUGGUUGACACUACUGUUGGUCUGAUACUCAUGUGGGACAGAAAAACCAGUAUAUUCAUCAAACUUAGUCCCAGCUUUGAGGGACAUGUCUGUGGACUUUGUGGAAACUAUGAUGGCAAUGGAAAUAAUGACUUCACAACUCGCAGUCAGUCUGUGGUAGGAAAUGUGCUGGAAUUUGCCAACAGCUGGAAAGUGUCUUCUAGUUGCCCAAAUGCCAAUCGUACCAAGGACCCAUGCACUGCAAACCCAUACAGGAAAGCCUGGGCACAGAAGCAGUGCAGUAUCAUUACCAGUGAAGUGUUUGCAAAGUGUCACUCACAGGUUGAACCAAAUGAAUAUUAUGAAGCAUGCGUAGAUGAUGCUUGUGCCUGUGAUACUGGAGGAGACUGUGAAUGUUUCUGUACAGCAGUAGCUGCCUAUGCUCAAGCAUGCAAUGAGCUGGACAUCUGCAUUUCAUGGAGAACCCCAUCCAUUUGUCCUUUGUUCUGCGAUUACUACAAUCCACAAGGGGAAUGUGAGUGGCACUACAAGCCAUGUGGAGCCCCUUGUAUGAAAACCUGCAAUAACCCAAGUGGGAAUUGCCUUCAUGAGUUGAGAGGCCUUGAAGGCUGCUAUCCACACUGUCCAAAGAAUAAGCCAUAUUUUGAUGAAGAAACCAUGACCUGUGUUUCUAAUUGUGGUUGUUAUGAAAAUGGAAAAAAUUACAAACCAGGAAUGCAGAUGCCUUCAAAGCAGAAUUGUCAUUUAUGUGAAUGCACAAAUCAUGGCAAAAAAUGCAAGUACGAUGAAGAUGAAUGUGUCUGCGUUUAUGAGGGACAGAACUACAACUAUAAAGAUGUGAUCUACAAUACUACAGAUGGCACAGGAGGAUGUAUUGUCGCAACCUGUGGUCCCAAUGGAACACUUCAAAGGGCUGUCUAUGAAUGUCCAACCUCAACAUCACCCACAACAGCAACAACAUUUCACUUCAGCACUACGCCACCUGCCACCGCUUCCACAGUGUCUCCAACUACAUCAGUAUGUGUUCAUGAAGUCUGUGAUUGGUCAGAAUGGUAUGAUGGGAGUCUGCAAACCCCUGGCUAUGAUGGUGGAGAUUUUGAAACAUUUGAUGAUUUGAGAGCUAAAGGUUAUGAAGUCUGUAAGACUCCACGGGCUGUUCAAUGCAGAGCAGAGAAAUUCCCCAAUAUACCACUGAAAGACCUUGGCCAAAAAGUAGAAUGUAGUACAACAGCUGGGCUUAUAUGUUACAACAAAGAUCAAAUUUCAACAAUGUGCGACAAUUAUGAAAUCAGAAUCUUAUGCUGUCAAUUUGUACCAUGCUCUUCCACAACACAUUUCAGCAUGUCAACACCAAUCAUACCACCAGCUAAAAGCACAGAAACAUCAAGUCCAACUGAAGAAACUACAUUAUUUUCAACCACUCUCUCACCAGUUACUCUAACUUCUGAAAGUACAACAUUUGCACCUUCAGCUACUAGAGAAACAACCACACUCACAAGUGAAAUGACAACACCUGUCACCACUUCUCCUUCAGCAGCUAUUUGUACUAAAGAAGAAUGCUACUGGUCAAAGUGGUAUGAUGUAAGUUAUCCAGGGUCUGGAUAUGAAGAUGGAGAUUUUGACACAAUUCAGAACAUUGAAAAAAAGGGUUACAAAGUCUGUGAAAACAGAAAGGAUGUUGAAUGCAGAGCAGUAAGGUUCCCUAAUACACCAUAUCCCCUCCUGGAGCAACACAUAACAUGUAGCACAGAAGAAGGGUUGAAAUGUUACAAUAAAGACCAACUGCCACCCAUCUGCUAUAAUUACAAACUAAGAUUUAAAUGCUGCAAAAAUAUGACAGUACCAUGCCAGCCAACUGCAUCACCUCAAAGAACAACACAGACAUCAGAAACUACUCCAGUUUUCUCAACAACUCUAAUAACAUCAUCCACAGAAGUAUCAACACCGUAUUUCCAAACAAAACAUAAGGUAACAACAGCAUCAACAGCUCCACCAGAAACAGGAUAUAUUCAUACAAGAAUUACAUCACAAACAACAACACAAUCCCAAAGAGAAACAGAGACAACAAAGGCAUCAAUCCCCAUAUACUACUCCUCUACCACGCAGCCCACCUCUUCAGAAAUCAUAUCGCAAACCUACGCCAGCACCACCAGCCCCACAGGAACACCUACCACUUACUACCCCAGCGUGACCUCGCCCACCACCACGUCCACUACCGCCUGUGAGCCCGAGGUGUGCUCCUGGAGCGAAUGGUUCGACGUCGACUUCCCCUCCUCGGGGCCCAACCAGGGAGACUUCGAAACCUACCAGCGCAUCCGCGCCGCCGGCAAGGAAGUCUGUCAACGUCCAAAGGAUAUAGAGUGCCGGGCGGAGGACUACCCCGAGGUCUCCAUCCAGCAGGUCGGACAGGUGGUGCAGUGCGACGUCCACUUUGGGCUGGUGUGCAAGAACGAAGACCAGACUGGCAAGUCGAAGAUGUGCCUCAACUACAGGAUCCGCGUCCUCUGCUGCACCCCGAACUACAACUGCCCAAGCAGCACCUCCUUCCCAGCCACCAGCCCUACCAGCACCGUCACCCGCACUGCCCCAACAUCCUCCAGUGUCACGACCUCCACCUCCACAUACCACUCCUCUACCACGCAGCCCACCUCUUCAGAAAUCAUAUCGCAAACCUACGCCAGCACCACCAGCCCCACAGCGACGCCUACCAUUUACUACCCCAGCGUGACCUCGCCCACCACCACGUCCACUACCGCCUGUGAGCCCGAGGUGUGCUCCUGGAGCGAAUGGUUCGACGUCGACUUCCCCUCCUCGGGGCCCAACCAGGGAGACUUCGAAACCUACCAGCGCAUCCGCGCCGCCGGCAAGGAAGUCUGUCAACGUCCAAAGGAUAUCGAGUGCCGGGCGGAGGACUACCCCGAGGUCUCCAUCCAGCAGGUCGGACAGGUGGUGCAGUGCGACGUCCACUUUGGGCUGGUGUGCAAGAACGAAGACCAGACUGGCAAGUCGAAGAUGUGCCUCAACUACAGGAUCCGCGUCCUCUGCUGCACCCCGAACUACAACUGCCCAAGCAGCACCUCCUUCCCAGCCACCAGCCCUACCAGCACCGUCACCCGCACUGCCCCAACAUCCUCCAGUGUCACGACCUCCACCUCCACAUACCACUCCUCUACCACGCAGCCCACCUCUUCAGAAAUCAUAUCGCAAACCUACGCCAGCACCACCAGCCCCACAGCGACGCCUACCAUUUACUACCCCAGCGUGACCUCGCCCACCACCACGUCCACUACCGCCUGUGAGCCCGAGGUGUGCUCCUGGAGCGAAUGGUUCGACGUCUACUUCCCCUCCUCGGGGCCCAACCAGGGAGACUUCGAAACCUACCAGCGCAUCCGCGCCGCCGGCAAGGAAGUCUGUCAACGUCCAAAGGAUAUCGAGUGCCGGGCGGAGGACUACCCCGAGGUCUCCAUCCAGCAGGUCGGACAGGUGGUGCAGUGCGACGUCCACUUUGGGCUGGUGUGCAAGAACGAAGACCAGACUGGCAAGUCGAAGAUGUGCCUCAACUACAGGAUCCGCGUCCUCUGCUGCACCCCGAACUACAACUGCCCAAGCAGCACCUCCUUCCCAGCCACCAGCCCUACCAGCACCGUCACCCGCACUGCCCCAACAUCCUCCAGUGUCACGACCUCCACCUCCACAUACCACUCCUCUACCACGCAGCCCACCUCUUCAGAAAUCAUAUCGCAAACCUACGCCAGCACCACCAGCCCCACAGCGACGCCUACCAUUUACUACCCCAGCGUGACCUCGCCCACCACCACGUCCACUACCGCCUGUGAGCCCGAGGUGUGCUCCUGGAGCGAAUGGUUCGACGUCGACUUCCCCUCCUCGGGGCCCAACCAGGGAGACUUCGAAACCUACCAGCGCAUCCGCGCCGCCGGCAAGGAAGUCUGUCAACGUCCAAAGGAUAUAGAGUGCCGGGCGGAGGACUACCCCGAGGUCUCCAUCCAGCAGGUCGGACAGGUGGUGCAGUGCGACGUCCACUUUGGGCUGGUGUGCAAGAACGAAGACCAGACUGGCAAGUCGAAGAUGUGCCUCAACUACAGGAUCCGCGUCCUCUGCUGCACCCCGAACUACAACUGCCCAAGCAGCACCUCCUUCCCAGCCACCAGCCCUACCAGCACCGUCACCCGCACUGCCCCAACAUCCUCCAGUGUCACGACCUCCACCUCCACAUACCACUCCUCUACCACGCAGCCCACCUCUUCAGAAAUCAUAUCGCAAACCUACGCCAGCACCACCAGCCCCACAGCGACGCCUACCAUUUACUACCCCAGCGUGACCUCGCCCACCACCACGUCCACUACCGCCUGUGAGCCCGAGGUGUGCUCCUGGAGCGAAUGGUUCGACGUCGACUUCCCCUCCUCGGGGCCCAACCAGGGAGACUUCGAAACCUACCAGCGCAUCCGCGCCGCCGGCAAGGAAGUCUGUCAACGUCCAAAGGAUAUAGAGUGCCGGGCGGAGGACUACCCCGAGGUCUCCAUCCAGCAGGUCGGACAGGUGGUGCAGUGCGACGUCCACUUUGGGCUGGUGUGCAAGAACGAAGACCAGACUGGCAAGUCGAAGAUGUGCCUCAACUACAGGAUCCGCGUCCUCUGCUGCACCCCGAACUACAACUGCCCAAGCAGCACCUCCUUCCCAGCCACCAGCCCUACCAGCACCGUCACCCGCACUGCCCCAACAUCCUCCAGUGUCACGACCUCCACCUCCACAUACCACUCCUCUACCACGCAGCCCACCUCUUCAGAAAUCAUAUCGCAAACCUACGCCAGCACCACCAGGCCCACAGCGACGCCUACCAUUUACUACCCCAGCGUGACCUCGCCCACCACCACGUCCACUACCGCCUGUGAGCCCGAGGUGUGCUCCUGGAGCGAAUGGUUCGACGUCGACUUCCCCUCCUCGGGGCCCAACCAGGGAGACUUCGAAACCUACCAGCGCAUCCGCGCCGCCGGCAAGGAAGUCUGUCAACGUCCAAAGGAUAUCGAGUGCCGGGCGGAGGACUACCCCGAGGUCUCCAUCCAGCAGGUCGGACAGGUGGUGCAGUGCGACGUCCACUUUGGGCUGGUGUGCAAGAACGAAGACCAGACUGGCAAGUCGAAGAUGUGCCUCAACUACAGGAUCCGCGUCCUCUGCUGCACCCCGAACUACAACUGCCCAAGCAGCACCUCCUUCCCAGCCACCAGCCCUACCAGCACCGUCACCCGCACUGCCCCAACAUCCUCCAGUGUCACGACCUCCACCUCCACAUACCACUCCUCUACCACGCAGCCCACCUCUUCAGAAAUCAUAUCGCAAACCUACGCCAGCACCACCAGCCCCACAGCGACGCCUACCAUUUACUACCCCAGCGUGACCUCGCCCACCACCACGUCCACUACCGCCUGUGAGCCCGAGGUGUGCUCCUGGAGCGAAUGGUUCGACGUCGACUUCCCCUCCUCGGGGCCCAACCAGGGAGACUUCGAAACCUACCAGCGCAUCCGCGCCGCCGGCAAGGAAGUCUGUCAACGUCCAAAGGAUAUCGAGUGCCGGGCGGAGGACUACCCCGAGGUCUCCAUCCAGCAGGUCGGACAGGUGGUGCAGUGCGACGUCCACUUUGGGCUGGUGUGCAAGAACGAAGACCAGACUGGCAAGUCGAAGAUGUGCCUCAACUACAGGAUCCGCGUCCUCUGCUGCACCCCGAACUACAACUGCCCAAGCAGCACCUCCUUCCCAGCCACCAGCCCUACCAGCACCGUCACCCGCACUGCCCCAACAUCCUCCAGUGUCACGACCUCCACCUCCACAUACCACUCCUCUACCACGCAGCCCACCUCUUCAGAAAUCAUAUCGCAAACCUACGCCAGCACCACCAGCCCCACAGCGACGCCUACCAUUUACUACCCCAGCGUGACCUCGCCCACCACCACGUCCACUACCGCCUGUGAGCCCGAGGUGUGCUCCUGGAGCGAAUGGUUCAACGUCGACUUCCCCUCCUCGGGGCCCAACCAGGGAGACUUCGAAACCUACCAGCGCAUCCGCGCCGCCGGCAAGGAAGUCUGUCAACGUCCAAAGGAUAUAGAGUGCCGGGCGGAGGACUACCCCGAGGUCUCCAUCCAGCAGGUCGGACAGGUGGUGCAGUGCGACGUCCACUUUGGGCUGGUGUGCAAGAACGAAGACCAGACUGGCAAGUCGAAGAUGUGCCUCAACUACAGGAUCCGCGUCCUCUGCUGCACCCCGAACUACAACUGCCCAAGCAGCACCUCCUUCCCAGCCACCAGCCCUACCAGCACCGUCACCCGCACUGCCCCAACAUCCUCCAGUGUCACGACCUCCACCUCCACAUACCACUCCUCUACCACGCAGCCCACCUCUUCAGAAAUCAUAUCGCAAACCUACGCCAGCACCACCAGCCCCACAGCGACGCCUACCAUUUACUACCCCAGCGUGACCUCGCCCACCACCACGUCCACUACCGCCUGUGAGCCCGAGGUGUGCUCCUGGAGCGAAUGGUUCGACGUCGACUUCCCCUCCUCGGGGCCCAACCAGGGAGACUUCGAAACCUACCAGCGCAUCCGCGCCGCCGGCAAGGAAGUCUGUCAACGUCCAAAGGAUAUCGAGUGCCGGGCGGAGGACUACCCCGAGGUCUCCAUCCAGCAGGUCGGACAGGUGGUGCAGUGCGACGUCCACUUUGGGCUGGUGUGCAAGAACGAAGACCAGACUGGCAAGUCGAAGAUGUGCCUCAACUACAGGAUCCGCGUCCUCUGCUGCACCCCGAACUACAACUGCCCAAGCAGCACCUCCUUCCCAGCCACCAGCCCUACCAGCACCGUCACCCGCACUGCCCCAACAUCCUCCAGUGUCACGACCUCCACCUCCACAUACCACUCCUCUACCACGCAGCCCACCUCUUCAGAAAUCAUAUCGCAAACCUACGCCAGCACCACCAGCCCCACAGCGACGCCUACCAUUUACUACCCCAGCGUGACCUCGCCCACCACCACGUCCACUACCGCCUGUGAGCCCGAGGUGUGCUCCUGGAGCGAAUGGUUCGACGUCGACUUCCCCUCCUCGGGGCCCAACCAGGGAGACUUCGAAACCUACCAGCGCAUCCGCGCCGCCGGCAAGGAAGUCUGUCAACGUCCAAAGGAUAUCGAGUGCCGGGCGGAGGACUACCCCGAGGUCUCCAUCCAGCAGGUCGGACAGGUGGUGCAGUGCGACGUCCACUUUGGGCUGGUGUGCAAGAACGAAGACCAGACUGGCAAGUCGAAGAUGUGCCUCAACUACAGGAUCCGCGUCCUCUGCUGCACCCCGAACUACAACUGCCCAAGCAGCACCUCCUUCCCAGCCACCAGCCCUACCAGCACCGUCACCCGCACUGCCCCAACAUCCUCCAGUGUCACGACCUCCACCUCCACAUACCACUCCUCUACCACGCAGCCCACCUCUUCAGAAAUCAUAUCGCAAACCUACGCCAGCACCACCAGCCCCACAGCGACGCCUACCAUUUACUACCCCAGCGUGACCUCGCCCACCACCACGUCCACUACCGCCUGUGAGCCCGAGGUGUGCUCCUGGAGCGAAUGGUUCGACGUCUACUUCCCCUCCUCGGGGCCCAACCAGGGAGACUUCGAAACCUACCAGCGCAUCCGCGCCGCCGGCAAGGAAGUCUGUCAACGUCCAAAGGAUAUCGAGUGCCGGGCGGAGGACUACCCCGAGGUCUCCAUCCAGCAGGUCGGACAGGUGGUGCAGUGCGACGUCCACUUUGGGCUGGUGUGCAAGAACGAAGACCAGACUGGCAAGUCGAAGAUGUGCCUCAACUACAGGAUCCGCGUCCUCUGCUGCACCCCGAACUACAACUGCCCAAGCAGCACCUCCUUCCCAGCCACCAGCCCUACCAGCACCGUCACCCGCACUGCCCCAACAUCCUCCAGUGUCACGACCUCCACCUCCACAUACCACUCCUCUACCACGCAGCCCACCUCUUCAGAAAUCAUAUCGCAAACCUACGCCAGCACCACCAGCCCCACAGCGACGCCUACCAUUUACUACCCCAGCGUGACCUCGCCCACCACCACGUCCACUACCGCCUGUGAGCCCGAGGUGUGCUCCUGGAGCGAAUGGUUCGACGUCGACUUCCCCUCCUCGGGGCCCAACCAGGGAGACUUCGAAACCUACCAGCGCAUCCGCGCCGCCGGCAAGGAAGUCUGUCAACGUCCAAAGGAUAUAGAGUGCCGGGCGGAGGACUACCCCGAGGUCUCCAUCCAGCAGGUCGGACAGGUGGUGCAGUGCGACGUCCACUUUGGGCUGGUGUGCAAGAACGAAGACCAGACUGGCAAGUCGAAGAUGUGCCUCAACUACAGGAUCCGCGUCCUCUGCUGCACCCCGAACUACAACUGCCCAAGCAGCACCUCCUUCCCAGCCACCAGCCCUACCAGCACCGUCACCCGCACUGCCCCAACAUCCUCCAGUGUCACGACCUCCACCUCCACAUACCACUCCUCUACCACGCAGCCCACCUCUUCAGAAAUCAUAUCGCAAACCUACGCCAGCACCACCAGCCCCACAGCGACGCCUACCAUUUACUACCCCAGCGUGACCUCGCCCACCACCACGUCCACUACCGCCUGUGAGCCCGAGGUGUGCUCCUGGAGCGAAUGGUUCGACGUCUACUUCCCCUCCUCGGGGCCCAACCAGGGAGACUUCGAAACCUACCAGCGCAUCCGCGCCGCCGGCAAGGAAGUCUGUCAACGUCCAAAGGAUAUCGAGUGCCGGGCGGAGGACUACCCCGAGGUCUCCAUCCAGCAGGUCGGACAGGUGGUGCAGUGCGACGUCCACUUUGGGCUGGUGUGCAAGAACGAAGACCAGACUGGCAAGUCGAAGAUGUGCCUCAACUACAGGAUCCGCGUCCUCUGCUGCACCCCGAACUACAACUGCCCAAGCAGCACCUCCUUCCCAGCCACCAGCCCUACCAGCACCGUCACCCGCACUGCCCCAACAUCCUCCAGUGUCACGACCUCCACCUCCACAUACCACUCCUCUACCACGCAGCCCACCUCUUCAGAAAUCAUAUCGCAAACCUACGCCAGCACCACCAGCCCCACAGCGACGCCUACCAUUUACUACCCCAGCGUGACCUCGCCCACCACCACGUCCACUACCGCCUGUGAGCCCGAGGUGUGCUCCUGGAGCGAAUGGUUCGACGUCUACUUCCCCUCCUCGGGGCCCAACCAGGGAGACUUCGAAACCUACCAGCGCAUCCGCGCCGCCGGCAAGGAAGUCUGUCAACGUCCAAAGGAUAUCGAGUGCCGGGCGGAGGACUACCCCGAGGUCUCCAUCCAGCAGGUCGGACAGGUGGUGCAGUGCGACGUCCACUUUGGGCUGGUGUGCAAGAACGAAGACCAGACUGGCAAGUCGAAGAUGUGCCUCAACUACAGGAUCCGCGUCCUCUGCUGCACCCUGAACUACAACUGCCCAAGCAGCACCUCCUUCCCAGCCACCAGCCCUACCAGCACCGUCACCCGCACUGCCCCAACAUCCUCCAGUGUCACGACCUCCACCUCCACAUACCACUCCUCUACCACGCAGCCCACCUCUUCAGAAAUCAUAUCGCAAACCUACGCCAGCACCACCAGCCCCACAGCGACGCCUACCAUUUACUACCCCAGCGUGACCUCGCCCACCACCACGUCCACUACCGCCUGUGAGCCCGAGGUGUGCUCCUGGAGCGAAUGGUUCGACGUCGACUUCCCCUCCUCGGGGCCCAACCAGGGAGACUUCGAAACCUACCAGCGCAUCCGCGCCGCCGGCAAGGAAGUCUGUCAACGUCCAGAGGAUAUCGAGUGCCGGGCGGAGGACUACCCCGAGGUCUCCAUCCAGCAGGUCGGACAGGUGGUGCAGUGCGACGUCCACUUUGGGCUGGUGUGCAAGAACGAAGACCAGACUGGCAAGUCGAAGAUGUGCCUCAACUACAGGAUCCGCGUCCUCUGCUGCACCCCGAACUACAACUGCCCAAGCAGCACCUCCUUCCCAGCCACCAGCCCUACCAGCACCGUCACCCGCACUGCCCCAACAUCCUCCAGUGUCACGACCUCCACCUCCACAUACCACUCCUCUACCACGCAGCCCACCUCUUCAGAAAUCAUAUCGCAAACCUACGCCAGCACCACCAGCCCCACAGCGACGCCUACCAUUUACUACCCCAGCGUGACCUCGCCCACCACCACGUCCACUACCGCCUGUGAGCCCGAGGUGUGCUCCUGGAGCGAAUGGUUCGACGUCUACUUCCCCUCCUCGGGGCCCAACCAGGGAGACUUCGAAACCUACCAGCGCAUCCGCGCCGCCGGCAAGGAAGUCUGUCAACGUCCAAAGGAUAUCGAGUGCCGGGCGGAGGACUACCCCGAGGUCUCCAUCCAGCAGGUCGGACAGGUGGUGCAGUGCGACGUCCACUUUGGGCUGGUGUGCAAGAACGAAGACCAGACUGGCAAGUCGAAGAUGUGCCUCAACUACAGGAUCCGCGUCCUCUGCUGCACCCCGAACUACAACUGCCCAAGCAGCACCUCCUUCCCAGCCACCAGCCCUACCAGCACCGUCACCCGCACUGCCCCAACAUCCUCCAGUGUCACGACCUCCACCUCCACAUACCACUCCUCUACCACGCAGCCCACCUCUUCAGAAAUCAUAUCGCAAACCUACGCCAGCACCACCAGCCCCACAGCGACGCCUACCAUUUACUACCCCAGCGUGACCUCGCCCACCACCACGUCCACUACCGCCUGUGAGCCCGAGGUGUGCUCCUGGAGCGAAUGGUUCGACGUCGACUUCCCCUCCUCGGGGCCCAACCAGGGAGACUUCGAAACCUACCAGCGCAUCCGCGCCGCCGGCAAGGAAGUCUGUCAACGUCCAAAGGAUAUCGAGUGCCGGGCGGAGGACUACCCCGAGGUCUCCAUCCAGCAGGUCGGACAGGUGGUGCAGUGCGACGUCCACUUUGGGCUGGUGUGCAAGAACGAAGACCAGACUGGCAAGUCGAAGAUGUGCCUCAACUACAGGAUCCGCGUCCUCUGCUGCACCCCGAACUACAACUGCCCAAGCAGCACCUCCUUCCCAGCCACCAGCCCUACCAGCACCGUCACCCGCACUGCCCCAACAUCCUCCAGUGUCACGACCUCCACCUCCACAUACCACUCCUCUACCACGCAGCCCACCUCUUCAGAAAUCAUAUCGCAAACCUACGCCAGCACCACCAGCCCCACAGCGACGCCUACCAUUUACUACCCCAGCGUGACCUCCCCCACCACCACGUCCACUACCGCCUGUGAGCCCGAGGUGUGCUCCUGGAGCGAAUGGUUCGACGUCGACUUCCCCUCCUCGGGGCCCAACCAGGGAGACUUCGAAACCUACCAGCGCAUCCGCGCCGCCGGCAAGGAAGUCUGUCAACGUCCAAAGGAUAUCGAGUGCCGGGCGGAGGACUACCCCGAGGUCUCCAUCCAGCAGGUCGGACAGGUGGUGCAGUGCGACGUCCACUUUGGGCUGGUGUGCAAGAACGAAGACCAGAUUGGCAAGUCGAAGAUGUGCCUCAACUACAGGAUCCGCGUCCUCUGCUGCACCCCGAACUACAACUGCCCAAGCAGCACCUCCUUCCCAGCCACCAGCCCUACCAGCACCGUCACCCGCACUGCCCCAACAUCCUCCAGUGUCACGACCUCCACCUCCACAUACCACUCCUCUACCACGCAGCCCACCUCUUCAGAAAUCAUAUCGCAAACCUACGCCAGCACCACCAGCCCCACAGCGACGCCUACCAUUUACUACCCCAGCGUGACCUCGCCCACCACCACGUCCACUACCGCCUGUGAGCCCGAGGUGUGCUCCUGGAGCGAAUGGUUCGACGUCGACUUCCCCUCCUCGGGGCCCAACCAGGGAGACUUCGAAACCUACCAGCGCAUCCGCGCCGCCGGCAAGGAAGUCUGUCAACGUCCAAAGGAUAUCGAGUGCCGGGCGGAGGACUACCCCGAGGUCUCCAUCCAGCAGGUCGGACAGGUGGUGCAGUGCGACGUCCACUUUGGGCUGGUGUGCAAGAACGAAGACCAGACUGGCAAGUCGAAGAUGUGCCUCAACUACAGGAUCCGCGUCCUCUGCUGCACCCCGAACUACAACUGCCCAAGCAGCACCUCCUUCCCAGCCACCAGCCCUACCAGCACCGUCACCCGCACUGCCCCAACAUCCUCCAGUGUCACGACCUCCACCUCCACAUACCACUCCUCUACCACGCAGCCCACCUCUUCAGAAAUCAUAUCGCAAACCUACGCCAGCACCACCAGCCCCACAGCGACGCCUACCAUUUACUACCCCAGCGUGACCUCGCCCACCACCACGUCCACUACCGCCUGUGAGCCCGAGGUGUGCUCCUGGAGCGAAUGGUUCGACGUCGACUUCCCCUCCUCGGGGCCCAACCAGGGAGACUUCGAAACCUACCAGCGCAUCCGCGCCGCCGGCAAGGAAGUCUGUCAACGUCCAAAGGAUAUCGAGUGCCGGGCGGAGGACUACCCCGAGGUCUCCAUCCAGCAGGUCGGACAGGUGGUGCAGUGCGACGUCCACUUUGGGCUGGUGUGCAAGAACGAAGACCAGACUGGCAAGUCGAAGAUGUGCCUCAACUACAGGAUCCGCGUCCUCUGCUGCACCCCGAACUACAACUGCCCAAGCAGCACCUCCUUCCCAGCCACCAGCCCUACCAGCACCGUCACCCGCACUGCCCCAACAUCCUCCAGUGUCACGACCUCCACCUCCACAUACCACUCCUCUACCACGCAGCCCACCUCUUCAGAAAUCAUAUCGCAAACCUACGCCAGCACCACCAGCCCCACAGCGACGCCUACCAUUUACUACCCCAGCGUGACCUCCCCCACCACCACGUCCACUACCGCCUGUGAGCCCGAGGUGUGCUCCUGGAGCGAAUGGUUCGACGUCGACUUCCCCUCCUCGGGGCCCAACCAGGGAGACUUCGAAACCUACCAGCGCAUCCGCGCCGCCGGCAAGGAAGUCUGUCAACGUCCAAAGGAUAUCGAGUGCCGGGCGGAGGACUACCCCGAGGUCUCCAUCCAGCAGGUCGGACAGGUGGUGCAGUGCGACGUCCACUUUGGGCUGGUGUGCAAGAACGAAGACCAGACUGGCAAGUCGAAGAUGUGCCUCAACUACAGGAUCCGCGUCCUCUGCUGCACCCCGAACUACAACUGCCCAAGCAGCACCUCCUUCCCAGCCACCAGCCCUACCAGCACCGUCACCCGCACUGCCCCAACAUCCUCCAGUGUCACGACCUCCACCUCCACAUACCACUCCUCUACCACGCAGCCCACCUCUUCAGAAAUCAUAUCGCAAACCUACGCCAGCACCACCAGCCCCACAGCGACGCCUACCAUUUACUACCCCAGCGUGACCUCCCCCACCACCACGUCCACUACCGCCUGUGAGCCCGAGGUGUGCUCCUGGAGCGAAUGGUUCGACGUCGACUUCCCCUCCUCGGGGCCCAACCAGGGAGACUUCGAAACCUACCAGCGCAUCCGCGCCGCCGGCAAGGAAGUCUGUCAACGUCCAAAGGAUAUCGAGUGCCGGGCGGAGGACUACCCCGAGGUCUCCAUCCAGCAGGUCGGACAGGUGGUGCAGUGCGACGUCCACUUUGGGCUGGUGUGCAAGAACGAAGACCAGACUGGCAAGUCAAAGAUGUGCCUCAACUACAGGAUCCGCGUCCUCUGCUGCACCCCGAACUACAACUGCCCAAGCAGCACCUCCUUCCCAAUGACCAGCCUCACUACCAGUAGUGCCACAUCUGCGUCUUCUUCUACCAGCACUUCUUCUACCCCUAUAUCAACACCAUGUUUCUGCAAAAUUGGCAGUGUUUUUUUUUCACCUGGUGAAGUGAUUUACAACCGUACAGAUAGUGACGGAUGUAGAUUUUAUGCCAUCUGUAGUCCAACUUGUAUUGUUCAACGACACGCUGUGGAUUGUAACGUUACUCCUCCUCUAACCACUACGUCUCCUGAAUGGUCUACCAUAACAACAACAGUUCCUCUGCCUACAACUUCUGGAAGGCUUCCUUUUCCUGGUUGUGUGUCUGCUACUUACCCUCCUCUUCAACCUGGACAAAGAUACAAAUUAUCCAACUGUACAGAACUCAUCUGUAAGGGAGACAACAAGGUAGAAGUAAUUCCAACGCACUGCCCACCUGUAAAGGAAAUUACCUGUGCAAACAAAUAUCCAGCAAUACUGGUACCUGAUGAAAAUGGCUGCUGUUAUCAUUAUGAAUGUCAAUGUGUGUGCAGUGGAUGGGGUGAUCCACAUUAUAUUACUUUUGAUGGAACCUACUAUACUUUCCUUGAAAACUGUACUUACGUCCUGGUGAAACAGAUUGUGCCUAAAUAUGACAACUUCCGUGUUUACAUUGACAAUUAUUACUGCGAUUCAGAAGAUGGACUUUCCUGCCCUAAAUCCAUUAUUAUUUUCUAUAAAUCUGCAGAAGUGCUGCUGACCCGUAAACUCAUGAAUGGUGUGAUGACCAAUGUGAUGUACUUCAACCACAAGAUUGUCAAACCAGGUUUCAAAAAAGAUGGCAUUUCUUUCUCAACACUUGGCAUCAACAUGAUUGUUGAAAUACCAGAGAUUGGUGCAACCAUCACCUUUAGUGGGCUGAUUUUCUCUGUGAAACUUCCAUACAGCAAAUUUGGCAACAACACCGAAGGACAGUGUGGAACAUGUACAAACAAUAAAGCAGAUGAAUGCCGCUUACCAAAUGGUAAGAUCAUUUCUUCCUGUCCCCAAAUGGCUCAUCACUGGAUUGUUGAUAACAACAAGUCAUGCCAUGGAGUACCAAUACCACCAGUUGUAACUACACCUCCACCAAAGCCUCACUGUGGAAUACCUUCUCUUUGCAACCUUAUCUGGAGCGAGAUUUUUGCAGAAUGCCAUGCUGUAAUACCACCAGAACCAUUUUUCAAAGGCUGUGUUUUUGAUGGAUGUCGUAUAGCUGAUGAAUCCAUGCAGUGCUCCAGUUUGGAGAUAUAUGCUACAGAGUGUGCUGCUAGAGGUGUCUGCAUUGACUGGAGAGGAAAGACCAACAAUACAUGCUCAUACAACUGUCCAUCAAGCUUGGUAUACAAGCCAUGUGGACCCAUUAAUCCUGCUACCUGUGAUCCAAGCUUUGUUGAGCUUCCUGGCUAUGGAGUAACUGAAGGAUGUUUCUGUCCUGAAGGAAAGACACUCAUGAGUGAAGAUAGCAACAUCUGUGUCUCUGAAUGCUCUUGCAGGGAACCAAAUGGAAUAUCCAGAUGGCCAGGAGAAAAGUGGAUGAAAGAUUGUCAGGAAUGCGUCUGUGACAAAUAUACUCUUAAAGUGCACUGUAAAAAACACAAGUGUUCCCUGACACAGCAAGUAUUUUGUGAUGAACCAGGUUAUAUGCCUGUUCAGACACAGAUACCAGAAGACCCAUGCUGUACCAGGACUGAGUGCUACUGCAACACUAGCCUCUGCCCUGAGGUCACACACCAGUGCUUAGAGGGACAGGAAGUUGUCACAAUAAUGCAGCCUGGAAAAUGCUGUCCUACUUUUGAAUGUAGACAUGGAUGUGUAGUCAAUGAAACCUACUAUGCACCUGGAGCUGUCAUUCCAUCAGGCUCCUGUGAAGAAUGCACCUGCUCUGAAUCCUCCCAUUCAAGCCCCCACCAGCCUAUUGUCAAGUGCAAGCCAGUUAUCUGUGACACAUACUGCCCAGUGGGUUAUAAGUAUACAAAGAAACCUGGAGAGUGCUGUGGCACGUGCAAGGCAGCAGCCUGUAUAGUGACUGUAGGAGACAUCACACGUGUGCUCCAGGUUGGAGAACUCUGGAACCCACCUGUUGAUAACUGUACAACUUACACAUGUGAAAAAAAUGAUGACCAGUUCAUUCAAGUUGUCUUACAGAAAAGCUGUCCUCCCUUUAACCCUGAUGACUGUGAUCCAGAUGACAUUAAACUAUCUGAUGAUGGCUGCUGUAAAGAAUGCCAAGUAAAACUAAAGAGUUGUAUGAAGCACAAUACUACUACGGUAAUCAAAUAUCAUGGAUGUGUAUCUCCCGCACCAGUUGAGAUGGCAUACUGUGAAGGAAGCUGUGAUGCUUACUCACGAUAUUCUCCAGAGGCAAAUAUGAUGGAACAUAAAUGCUCAUGCUGUCAAGAAAUCAAGACCAGCCAAAGAAAAGUGACUCUGACAUGCAGGGACGGAACCUAUCUUGAUCACUCAUACACCUAUGUGGAGAAAUGCAGCUGUGUGAGCGCUGAGUGCAUUUCCCAAGUCAGCACCCAACAGGCAACAUACCAGAUAAAGACCUCUCAGGAACAAGCAGAUGUCUAAAAUUAGAACUAGAGAAAAGUCAUCAAAAAAGGGCUGAAUGUAAGACUAAAAAAAAGAAAAACUGAAAAAAAAACACAAAAGUGUCAAAAGCAGCUAAAAUUUUGGAUGAACAUGAUAUUUUCUGCAUACAAACUCAAUAUGACUGUCUACAUUAUUUCAGUUUUCAUUGCUAAUUUAUCUCCUAUUGUUUUUCAUGUGUUUUCUUUUACACCUUGAGAGGUACAGCAUAAGGUCAUUUUGACAUUUCCUGCUAGUUUGUUUGUCUUCUCAGAAGUGCUGUAAUGUAACACUGAAAGCUGGAUUUACACUUACACGAGUCUGUUCUGAGAACAGCAUUCUUUUCUGGCUUGACGCUUGCCUGUGGUGGCAUAACAUGGACACUUGACAAUAUCUAAUAUGUCCAUUAAUGUAGGCUGACCUUUUUAAUGACACUUUCAUUCCAGUUCAUCAACACAAAUCAAAAGCUAAAGUCCAGAAAACAAACCAACCCGAGGAAAACUGUACCUCUCUGUUUCUGUAGUUUUCUUUUUGCAUUACAGAAAACUUAGACUGCAGGAAGCCAUAUCUUCUCAAAACUAUAAACUUUAACAUUUUGAAAAAUUUAUAAUGGGCAUAUUUUCUUAUAUAUUCUCAUAAGAAAAAGAACUCUUAUCAUGAGAAGCUGCUGCACACUACACUUUGUUUACAUAACACCAUCAUCAUGGUAACUGUAUGAAAAUAUGGAUUUUUUUUUGUUUCUGAUUAACUGUUUACAGAAGUAUACAUAUAUAUAUAUAUUUGCCAACAGGGCAUAUGAAGGAGUUUUGUAAAAAAAAAAAAAAAAAUAAUAAUAAUAAUAGUAAAUUCUUUCCUAGGAAGCUUUUAAAAGUUGAACCAUUGCUAUUUAUUUUGUUUUUGGAAAAUUGAUUUAUUGGGUCAUUACUUUCAGAAUUAAUAAUAUUCCAUUUCUUAGUCAUGUUAUCUGGGUGUGGCAUAUUUUUGUCUUCUAUUUUGUUUUGAAAUAUUUUUUUCCUUAUGAAAAAGUAAUGAUGAUUAAUAAAUUUUUAGCAUUUUACAACA